GUCAAAGCCAAUUUUGGCAACCUUUUGUGGUGCUAAACUCAGCCUUGAAGUGCUACAAAUAUCCAUUUGCUUAAUUGACAAGCAAGUACACAGGAGCUGGAGGGGACAGCAGUUGCUUUAUUUUGUAAUCCUAGAGGAAUGUUGCUGGUUUUUCUACUUGAUAAUUUUAGAGGUGGAAAUAAACAUCAAGGCUGCAAAUGUAUGACAAAGAUUCACUCUUCACUUUUUCCAUUUGAAGACAUUCCCUUAUUCACACUCUGGUUUUGUUUAUGCAAGAGACCAAGUCUGGGUAGUCCCUUUUACAGCUGUAAACAUUGAGAAUAGAGCCUUUAGUAAGCCUAAUGUGAUCAAAACAGCAAGUACUGUAUCAAACAGCAUGGCUCUCUAAUCUACUUGUAAAAUAUGCUGUCUUUUGGGAACAGAUGAUUUUAUGUGACUCUUAAAUGUAGACUUAACACUUCGGUUUACACUCCUUAACACUAAAUUGCCCUAGAUUUCAAUAGCUGUUUUGGGAUGAGUUAAGGAAAUAAUCAAAAAAAUCAGAUUAACUAUGUUUCAGAUGUUUUAUAAACAUUUUAGAAUGUCCACUUCCCUUUCUCUAAAUUAUUGUAACUGAAUAUUUUUAUAGAGCCCUAUGGAACAGUUCUGUACAUCUCACCUCAAAAGUAAAUCCUAUUACAUUUUAUUAGACUUACUUCCAAAUAAGUGUUUUGGAACUGCUGUCUUCGUGUAAGUCUCAAUUUUUUUAAAAGUGAGAUGUAAAUUAUGUAAAUAAGGAUGUAGUCCUUCUCUUAGGUCAGUUUGCUAGUCCAAGAAACUGUAUACAAACGAUUUUGAGUAUGUAAGAAGCCAGUUCUAAACUGAAUUAAUUUUAGUAAAAAUUGGCAUGGGUAAAAUUUGAAGCUCAGGAAACAACUGCCUUAUUUGAAUACUACUACUACUACUACUACUAUUACUACUACUACUACUACUACUACUACUACUACUACUACUACUACAAUAAUAAUAGCCUUUCUUUUGUAUAAUCUUGUAAUUCAUGGAGAGAUAGAUGACAGAUUGAGAUCUGUAAAUAGAACCUGACUGAUUUGCAGUCAAUUGACAAAUAUCUCAGACUUAAAUUAGACGGAAUAGACUGAUACUUAUCUGUGCAAAACAUUCCACUAUAUGAACCUUUAGAGUCCAGUAAAUAAUUUUUUUUAUUUAUGUCAGAAGCACCUACAAACAUAUAGACAUAUAGCAUUCAAUACUGAGCGAGUAAAAUAGGCAUAAAAUAGGUCAUAAAAAUAUAGCACAUUUAAAAAUAUGUAAAAUAGGAUUAAAACUAAAUGAUAUUAAUUAAAUAAUAAAUAAAUUAGUCAAUAAUUUGCUUUCUUUUUUGAGCCACCAUUUAUAUUUGUUGAUCUCAAGAUUCUGGUAAAAAAAUGGAUUUUGCAACUUGAACUCUGUUCUGUAAUGGACUGUCAUAAACUAUGAUUUAUUAGAAGCUUUUCAAAUUUUAGUUUGGACAGAUUUUAAUAUCUAAAGUCAAUUAUCCUCUGCAGAAUUAAUACUGAUAGUUACAAUUAUCCAAAUGCCAAUAAAUUACCUUACCAUAAUGAUCAUCAUACAGGCAGCUUUUUCCCUGAACAGGUACAAAUUGAGCUUUGAACUGAAACCUUUUAGAAUAAUAAUCCGGUGAAGUGUGAUACAGCCAUUUGUCCGAAAUGGUGUAGGGUUUCCUGCCUGAGCAGGGGGUUGGACUAGAUGACUUCCAAGGUCCCUUCCAACUUUACUACUAUUACUAUUACAACUGUUAAGUAGUAUUUCAGUUAUAAUGUUCAGUGGUGCUGGGUCAUUUAAAUAGUGUUAAUGCAACUCAUUUCAUAAGUAUUACCUUGCUGAAAAAGGGAAUAAUGCUGCAGAUCACCAAUGUUCAGAUGAUGACAUUGUAGGAUGUGCUAUGGCUUUUGCUGCUGUUUAUUUACUUUGUUUAUAUAUGUGGAUAUUUAGAAGAUUCUUAAUGCCUGUCAGUUGGGAAACAAAAUACCUAGAUGAUUAUAGAUAAGCAUUUAAUAUAUAGUUCCUUAUCGAUGCUUUUGCAAUAUUUUUUUAUUUUAUAAGCCACUUUGAGUUUGUGCCAAUAUAUCAAAUAAGUUUAUCUAUUACCUUUUUAAAUAUCAGUUCACCAAACUAACAUACAUAGAGCAGUGGCAGCCUAUGCUAGGCUAACUGUUGUCUAUCUCUCUCGUGCCAAGUAAUAAGAAACGUCUUUUCACAUUUUUCCAGUUAUGGUCAGGUGUGAAUAAAAGUGAGUAUUUGCCAAAGGAACAAAUAUGGCAGUUAGACAUGUGGAAAAUUUUUGACUGAAACUUUGUGAGUUCAAAACAGACCGUUUUGAGCAUUUUGGAAAUGUUUCAAACCUAAAGCACUUCCAAAAUGCUUGAAACAGUAGUUUUAUAUAUGAAAUGGAAAAGUCCGUAGUUUCAUGUGCAAAUAAUUUGACUCAAAACAGUCUGAGUGACCCAUGUGGCAGAGAGGAUCUUAUGCCUUGGAUUUCAGACUGACUACAGAGAAACAAUAAAGUUUUUCCUUGCAAAAUUACCAAGCUUUUAUAUACAUACUGAUAUAAAUUAUGACUCAGCAAGUAGUAAUUUAAAUUCAUUUUAAGGUAAUUCAAGUAGUGAUUUUAUCAUUUGGCUAUUUGUACAGUGUAGUUGGCUAUUGAACUGGGGUUGACAUGCAAAAUUUGCAAAGGAAAGAAAUAUAAUUGUAAUAUAUUUAAUAAUAUAAGCAAAAAUAUAAAAACUAAAAUGGAACUCUUAUAAUACAAAAACAUUGGUCUUUGAUAGAAAUAAAUAGAAAAUGAAACAUUUACUUAAAAACUACCAUUGUGCCUCUGUAUAGAAAUUUACAACAACUCACUUUUCAAAAUUGAAUUCUAUAAACUGAAGUUAGAUCAAGGAUAUGUAUUGUUUCUUAAAAUAGUUUUUCACAUUUUUAUCAAAAAUAAAAGCUCACCAGAAUGAAACGUAAGUUAUUUGAACAAUGCACACUUUUUCCAGUAAACUGAGCUAAAGAAAAGUCAUUCAUGCAGUUUGAAUGUAAAGUUGCUGCAAAUAAUUUCAAGUGCCUAACUGAUCUUAGCUGAUUUUCUAAGCACUCAUGUAAAUAAGUAUCCUGAAGCAAUUUUCUUCCUAAUGAAAAUUUGAUUUCUACCUCUAAUUUAUUCAAAAAUACUUUCUGAUAUAUAUUUGAACAUAACGAUUCUGGCUUUUCAAGGCAUUGAACAUUUCUGGAAGAUUCAAAUAUGCCCUCAUUUAUAUUAUUCUUUCAGGUUAAAGAAAUGUGGUCAUCCCUUAGCAAACAGGAAAAAGUCUUUUACAAAAUGUCUGGAAUUUAAAUCAGAUGAUGGUUAAUAAACAUGGAUAUGAUAUCUGAGAUAUAUUUUAAACUCAAUCAAGAAUUAGUGGAUUAUGUUGAAUUCAAAACUUCUAACAUCUGUUACUUUAAACAUUAUGUGAUUGGCAUCCUUCUGUUUUGCACUCUCACAUCCUAUGCAAACAAAUGCCUAUUUUAAGUAUAGAACUGUUUAAUGAAUAGGGUUAUUCAUUGCUAUCCUAAACUUAAAAUAUGUAGCCCAGUUAUUGGAAGCCUAGUGCAGCCUUUGGGGUUUUGCAGUUAACUUCCCAUUAAUGUAUGCCUUACUCUGUUGGGAGAGGAUUGAGUUUCCAAGGGCCAACUGUCAGAAUUUGGGGGUGGAGAAAUAAGACAAAAUUGUUAGAAGGUGAAACUGCCUUCUGGUUUAAACCAGUUAAUCAGCCAGUCUGCAUGCGUAAAUGAGGCUGUAGAGUAUUUGCCAUUCUGCUUAUGUAUAUUUCUACAUGUGUAGAGAUUUGAGAACAGACUGGACAAGUUUUUGAUUUAGCUUCAGAAAAUUGCUUCUUGAUUAAGGUUUUAGAGAGUUUGAGCAUUUCCAGAAGCAUCUCACUUUUUGAAGAGGCAAUGCCCCAUACCAAGACAUUUCACCUCAUCCUACUGACACUGGCUGGAGUCCUGAUCUCUUUUGUAAAAACUGCAGAAUACUCACAAGGACCUAUCCCAACUUUGUGGAAUGAUCCACCAGAGCUGCAGUCAGGUGGAGGUCCUUUAGAAACCACCUCUCCUGCCCGCUUCUCAGAUUCUACAGGAUUCCCAUCAUACACAUCUGAUUAUGAACUAGAGGACACAACCCAUCUCCACCAACUGGAUAAUGACAAUGGGUCUCUGGGUCCUGGGGCUAUCGGUGCCAUAGUGAUUGCUGCUCUGCUGGGCACGUCUGUGAUUGUGGCCUUGAUUGUUAUCACUCUACGAAAAUGUUCUGCUUCCUAAAAUUAAUAAAAAGUGUUUUCCUCCCCAAGUAUACUCUUUUCGAAUCUUCCCCUUUCCUCCAUGCUUGCAUAUUUUGGGAGAGAAUAGGAAGAACAAAGGUACGCCUGCAUUUCAGAGGGCAACCUGUCCUCAAGCCACCUUGGAUCACAGCCAUGGGGCUUCUUCGCUUUCAGACAAAAGGCCUUGAAAAUGCAGAGUCUAAUGAUUGCAGAGUUGGAUGUUAGGUGGGAGGUACAGACUGCCCGAGAAGCUGCUACAAGCAUCAAGUUCCUGACAAGAAGACGCUUGCACCACCAAAUAUCAUGAAGCCCAUGCAUUACUGAAAGGCCACCUUACAUUCAUGCAUGCAUUUAAAGGCACAUAUUAAAACUAUGAAGGCUUAAUUGCUAUAGCAAAAAUAAAACCAUAACCAGCAGCUUAGUUUUUGAUUCCUGAAAUACUAGUGCUGGGGAGCAAGAUCAAGCUGUUCUGUAUUUAUUUCAGAUGGCCUGAUUUUAUAUAUUGUUCUGUUAUAAUUAAACAAGCCUUCCCCCCACUAAAUACUAUGUUUGCCCUGGCUUUUUUUUAAAGCAGCCAAGUUAAUAUUUGUUAAUAUUGGAUAUUAUUUUGGGGAGAGAUGAGAAACACUAAGGUUAAAAAAAAGUAUGCAAAUUUUUCCUUUGAUUGUGUAGAACAACAGCAUCAUUUAUUGCAUACUCUUAGGAACAUGCACUUCUAUCUAUUUGACUAAUAAUGUGUGACAGAGUGGUGCAACUACUAUAAACAUCUAUGUGAAACUCUACUCACAUCUCUCAAAGCUUUUGUGCAGUUGUGUUACAUAUUUAGUAGAUUUAAAAAGGAGGUUGAAACUUUCCAAUGGUAGAUUUGGCAGAUUACCUUCCUAAACUGUAUACUGCAGUGGUCUUCAAACUUGGCCCUUUUAUGACCUGUUGAGGAAUUCUGGGAGUUGAAAUCCACAAGUCAUAAAAGGGCCAAGUUUGAAGAUCCCUGGAAUACUCUGUAUCACAUCAUCUAACCUAAAGUGAGCUCUUCUUUCCAUUUACAAAGAGUUUUCUCUGCCAGGACUUAUCCAUGCUUCUUUAGACAUUGGAAUACCUUCUCAGAGUAUUCAGUCUUAAAUCGUUCUUAAAGUAUAUUGUUUUGGAUAGCAAUUGUUGGGCUCCCAAUUUUCCCCAGUUCCAGCUUGAUGAAUUGUCAUGGAUUCUGGGAUUUACAGCUGAACAUCCAGAGAAUGAUAAGUUCCUCAUUCCUUCUCUAAAAUAUUAAUAUAUCUCAUAUUUAUUAAUAUAUAACAAGAAGCCUUUGAAAGAUGGCUUUUUUCUACUGCUUACAGGAUUCUUCACAAACCUGACCCCUACUAAUGUCUGUGUGGCUAAACUUUCAUAAAGUCCAGCUAACAUUACCAGGUCAUCCUUUUAUAAAGACAUACUUGCUCAACUUAUUAUAGGAAGUGAUUUGCACAUUGCUACAAUUUUUAGGUAUUUUUUUCAUGUUUUUAUACAAUCUUAUCUACUUUUUUAUUAUUUUGCAAGUAAAUUACUCAAAGGCACAACAAUGGUACAAGCAAAACAUGAUUGGUAUUAGAUUACCAUUGUGAGAUGAGAAUGGACGCUUUCCCUCCAAAACUCAGCCACACUGGUGUUUUUAUAGCUCAGUAUAGCUCAAGAAAAAAAAAUCUUAAUGCAAUUUGGAAAACUCUAAUUUCAGUAGCAAUGAAACACUAGGAUCAUAUUUUAAUAAUACUGACCACAACUUAAUUGCCUAAGAACAUAUGAGUGAGGUUUUUUCCUAAUACAAUGAUUACAAAAGUUUUCACAUAUUCACGCUCUAUCCUUUCAAGCUGAAAAGUCUUACUCCUGGAAAUUGGUGUUAGUUAUAAUGAUAGAACAGAAUC
Messenger RNA from Crotalus tigris (Tiger rattlesnake), 6241 nucleotides. RefSeq names its product secondary ossification center associated regulator of chondrocyte maturation (gene SNORC). Gene Ontology annotation, biological process: cartilage development. The transcript is spliced from 3 exons. The coding region runs from base 3982 to 4347 and encodes 121 amino acids. The record is from RefSeq and is a predicted model, not a curated record. Gene Ontology annotation, cellular component: cell periphery. NCBI's taxonomy places the organism in Eukaryota, Metazoa, Chordata, Lepidosauria, Squamata, Viperidae.